Solanum pennellii is the source of this 2119-nucleotide messenger RNA. RefSeq names its product DELLA protein GAI-like. Gene Ontology annotation, molecular function: sequence-specific DNA binding; DNA-binding transcription factor activity. The record is from RefSeq and is a predicted model, not a curated record. Gene Ontology annotation, cellular component: nucleus. The transcript has a single exon. Bases 38 to 1657 code for a protein of 539 amino acids. Lineage: Eukaryota; Viridiplantae; Streptophyta; Magnoliopsida; Solanales; Solanaceae. Gene Ontology annotation, biological process: salicylic acid mediated signaling pathway; regulation of seed dormancy process; response to abscisic acid.
CAAAGGUAAUUCCAACCAAAAGAAAAAGAAGAGAAAGAUGAGUUCACGAGAGAUAUCCAUGGAUACAAUUAUGGAAGAUGAAGAUUCCUUUGUUUCUAAUACAAAUGCGAUCAUCUACGCUGCUUCAGAUAUCUCAGGCUGGACUCACAGUUUGUUCUCAGAUAACAAUAUUCCUAAUUCAUCCUCUUCUACCAGUGUAGACGAACACCAUCAGCAGAUUUCAACUGCUGCCGGUGGCGGUGGUAAAGAGGAUGAUUCGAUGACUGUAUCAUCAAGUGCAUCUUCCAGCUGGUUUAAUAAUAAUAAGCAAAUUGAUGAUCACCAAGAGAUUAGGAUAUUUAACGUUGAUUUCAGGUCACUUUGCAACAACACUUGCAGUGGAUUUGAAUCUCGUGGUGGUUUAUUGCCGGAUACUGGUCGGACAGUGAACGGAGACGCUAGUGUUUUGCUUGUCAAUAUCAUAGUAGCUUGUGCCAAGGCAGACAAAAAGAACUACUCAUGUCUAGCGGACAGAUUAAUUCGUAACAUAGUUUUGCUUGUCAAUAUCAUAGUAGCUUGUGCCAAGGCAGACAAAAAGAACUACUCAUGUCUAGCGGACAGAUUAAUUCGUAACAUAAUAAGGAGAUUUGAAGUUGCACAAUUUGGAGGAGCAAUGAAGAAAGUGGCGACACAUUUUGCAGAUGCUUUCGAUAAUAAGAUUCACAGAUUGAUUCCACAAGAUAUUGUUGGAUUAUCCUAUAACCAUACGAGUUUCUACGGGAACUGCCUCUUCCUCAAAUUCGCCCACUUCACUGCCAAUCAAUCAAUUUUGGAGGCCUUUGCCAAUUUCAAUAGAGUACAUGUCAUUGAUUUCAGCUUCAAUCAAGGUUUGCAAUGGCAGGCACUUUUGCAGGCUCUUGCUUUGCGUCCUGGCGGUCCACCAGCUUUUCGGCUCUCAGGAAUUAGUGUCCAACCUAUGUCUGAUGAUGGUAGCGAUCCAUUACAGGAAGUUGGUUUUAAGCUCGCCCAAUUUGCAGAGUCAAUUGGUGUCGAAUUUGAAUUCUGUGGAUUUAUGGCCUAUGCUUUAGCUGAUCUUGAAGCAUCGAUGUUGAACAUUAGACCUAGUAAUGAGGAAGCAGUGGCUGUGAACUCUGUUUUCGAGCUUCAACCUCUGUUUUCCAUUCCAGGGGCAAUUGAGAAAGUGAUGGAUUUAAUAAAACAGAUAGAGCCCAAGAUUGUGACCAUCACCGAACAAGAAGUGAAUCACAAUGGGAGAGUCUUUAGUAGCAGGAUUAUUGAAGCAUCGCGUUACUAUUCAACAAUGUUUGAUUUUCUGGAGAAUUUAGAAUCAAUUAGUCCCAACAAUUUAGACACGGUCAUGGAAAAGCAGUGCCUAGAUGUAAUGGUGUCAGAGAUCUAUAAUUUGGUGGCUUGUGAAGGGACUAAGCGAAUUGUGAGAAGUGGGACUCUGGGUCAAUGGCUAGUGAGGAUCUACUCUGCAGGGUUCAACCUGGUUCCCCUGACUUCAAAUACUUACAAACAGGGAGCCAUGUUAUUGGCCUCUUUCCCAAAUGCAGAGGGAUAUAAAGUAGAAGUGAAAGAUGGGUCUCUUAUGCUGAGCUGGAAUAGUCUCCCUCUCAUAGCCAACUCCACUUGGCGGCUAUGUAGCCAAGUCUAGGGAGUCUGGUCAAUGGCUGAGGUUGCUCGGCAGCUGUCCUGGAAAAGCUUGCUGCUCUGCAACUGUCCUGCAUCAUCCAGUACGUAGUUUUAUAUGUCAACUGACUCAGAGCGCACUGGUGUUACUCUUCUUUUACUAUUUACAUGUAUCGUCUCAGAUGUGUCUGACAGUACAAAUUGAUAACAUUUGUAAGAUGGUUCUUUUCUUUGACCUCACUGAUAUUAAGAGGAUCUCUGCAGUAGCCAUCAACUUAGAUAACGCCAAGGACACAGUCUUUUGGAAACAGUUGUCUCUACCUCCACGUGAUAGGAAUGUUUGAGUACAUUCUACCCUCCCCAAACCCUGCUUAUGGGACUACACUAGAUUUGUUGUUAUUGUUGAGGGUAGUACCUUGAUGUUCCUCGUUUUUAUGUUAUCAGAACUUGUUAUUGUCUGUGAUGCAAUGCUAUUUUCUCUAUUUAA